This is a messenger RNA of Triplophysa rosa, 6824 nucleotides long. RefSeq names its product murine retrovirus integration site 1 homolog (gene irag1). The coding region runs from base 476 to 6013 and encodes 1845 amino acids. NCBI's taxonomy places the organism in Eukaryota, Metazoa, Chordata, Actinopteri, Cypriniformes, Nemacheilidae. The transcript is spliced from 43 exons. The record is from RefSeq and is a predicted model, not a curated record.
UUGGGGCCUAUUUGGAGAAGUGGACAAGGAUAAUUGAUGGCCAUUGCAACUAUUGAUGUGCAUUGGCCUUGAAUCAUUUGAUAUGGAAAACUGACGAAUGUUAAUUAAAAUGGUCCAUUACAGCAUUGUCCUGCGCUGCUAGAAGCACACAGGCGUUGAAUGGAGGGUGUUUGGGGGGAGGCAGCCAUGUCAUCUGGUUUUGAUGUGUGACUGUGUGUGUGCUCUGGGAUGAAAAGAGGCAAAGGCUCUGUAAAGAUCAGCUGUUGCUUUAACAUGCAUUCAUAUCUACAAGCAACAAGGAUGCUGUACAAACAUAGCCAACACAACAGGCAGACCACGAAGAAUAAACUACAUGUUUGAUUGUGUACAUUUUCUUUUCUGCAUGCUGAUAAUGGAUUAUGUUCAUCUUAAAAGGAUAAAAUGAUGAACUGGAACAACACAUCAAAUAAUAAACACUGAACUAUGUAACUCAGCUAUGACCUCAGAGAAGCAGACUGAAUGCCACGGUUCUUCAGAGGAUGACACUGAAUUUCAUCUUCCAUCUUUCCGACUCGCCUCAAGAACUCAUGGCUGUAGUAGAUGCAGAGCUCCAAGCCUGUCCAUUGACUCUGGAACAUUUUCUGUGGAGCCCUGCCAGAUGCUCAAUUUCACUUCUGACAGUAGGACUCUUUGUGACUCUGGUGACACAAAUGGCUUUUCAGAGGAAGACCUCCUGAACAUAACUUUUGAAGCAUGUGAUGUUACUGGCAAAGGAGAAGUUCGGCCCUCCACUGUGGUGCAGUACCUCCAGUCUAUGACGCUCCAAAAUUCUGGCCAGGACAAGCUGAACAAUUUGCAGCACAUGCUGGACCCGGAGAGCCAGGAUCUGCCUGUUAGUCUGACCAUUUUUCACGCCACCAUGAGAGAGUGGAUAGCCCAGUGCUACCAAGAUGGAGUUCCUGAAGAUAAAAACCAGGCACCAGGAUCAGUCCCAAGAAAAUUAUCUUUAACUGGUACAGAGUAUCCUACUUUUUUGAAUGAGCUCACAUUCACAAAUGGAGCUGAAUGUCAUUGUGAGUCUGGAGAUCUGUUAGGUAUAAUAGCUGAAAUGAAACACACCCAGCAGAGGUUAAGUGGGCAGAACAACAGCCUGCUGAGGACCGUUUCUCAAUGUGAGGAUACCAUCCUACAACUCAACCUGGAGGUGUCAGACUUACACACCAAACUGGCCAGUGCCCAGCGGUUUUCCAUAAGAUCCCGGUCUCUUUCUGAAGAGCUAGAUGAAACCAGAUGUGCACUGAGGAAGAGCCAGGAGAGGGCCACACGAGCACAAGAAAGCAACUGUGCAUUGAUAAAGGAAAAUGAAAGACUGAAAGCCCUGAUCAAAUUAACUGAAGAAAAGAAUGAAAAAUUAACAGUGGAGAGGAACGUCACAGAGGAGCGUAUAAACAAACUAAAGAGAGAAAUCUUUGAUUUAAGGGGAGAGCUGGAAGAAAUGUAUACGGUACUAGCUGUAAAAGACAGGGACCUUACGAAGAAAAACAUCCUGCUGGAAAAGCUGAAGGACACUCACUUUGAAAGCCAACAACUUAUUGAGGGGCUCCAGUCAGAACUGAUGAGAUUACAAGAGCACUCACAGCAAGCACUCUUCAGGUUAAACAAAUACAAUAGCAUCUUUACUGGCCCACAGAGGACAGGUGUGACAAACCAUCAUUCUCUGCAUCAUGAGAUUCAAGAAGCCCAACCGAAUGUGGCUAUGGAGUUGAAUACCUCCCUCAGUCAGAUUUUGCCCAUCAUCCCUCAGAGAAGAGAUACUGAAAACUUCAAACCUGUUGAAUCGUCUCAUAUACUCCACAUGCAACUUUUAGCGACUGAUGCAACUGAAAAGCGACUCUAUGUGCAGGAGCAACGGCAUCAUGAAGGUUCAUGGAAUCAGCUGGCGACUUUAUUGAAAGAGUUGGACCUUAUUAAAGCUCCACUGGCAGAGGGGAAGAUGCUGGCCAGGAAUCAGACACAGGAAGCUCACAUAGCUGCCGCCAUCACCUGUUGGAGGGGUCAGAGCAAAGAGGUUAAGACAAGCCAGACUGGCAGAGAACCACAUGAGACUGUGAGAGAUGUUGACCGGAUGACACCUCAUGUGGAAGAGACUACAUGUGGGGUAAGGGCGGUUCUCAAAGACCAGGGAACAAGCACCUUCAGAGACUCUGAGGAAACAUGGAAGAAUGAAUUUCGGGAUGCGGCUGUGCUCACAGACUCAAUAGUAGAUGCUGGAGAGGCUGAGCGUUUGGCCUCAGAAGGUCUUCUGGAGGCCCUAAGAAGAGUGGAGAACAUAGUAACCCUGGCCUUAAAGGCAGCCCAUGUGCUUAUGGAUGAUGAGAAGAUGAUAAAAGAGAGGAUAGAGGCUAUCAGCCAGAGGGUGGAGAAGGCUUUGAGCAGAGCUGCAGUCACUGAGAACCAGCUCAAUGCCCUGGAGGCAUCAGUCUCUGCUAACACAAAGUUGUCGUCUGCAUCUCAACUCUGUGAUGGGAGUUCAGUGCCUAUUGACCUCUUGUUGGACCACACCCCAGCAGACGUCACUUCCCUUUUUUCGCCCGAACCUGUCACUCAAGAAAACCUCGCUCCUCUUUCAUCAGUAAACGGUGGCUCGCUUCUGUACACGAGAGCAGAAGACCACAGCGACAAGGUGAGUGAAAACCCAGAUGUGUCCUCCUCGGGUCAGGAUCCUGGUUCACCGACUGAUCUUUGGUUCAGUAGCUCUGUGACUGCAGGUUUUUCAUCUUCAGGGGGUCAACAGGCCCCUGCUUUGCCCUGUGUUGAGACCCCUCACAGUUUUUUACCGGACCCUUCCGUCGGCACCAUCCGCGAGGAACACACGCCACACCACGCAAAGGAGAAUGUAGCUGGGUCAGAACCGCCAGCAAACAAUGAGCGCUUCCCAUCAACGUCGGGGUGCACCUUAGCUGCUGCACACAAGGAAACGUGUAGGAAUCAAGAGGACGUUAUAUGCUCGGAAACUGUGCGACGGAACGGCGAAAGACAGAGCGAACGUUCCGGGUCCAGCCCAAGUUGGACGUCAGAGUAUAGUGAUAGAAAAGAGGUCUUAAAACUUUUGAACCAAGGGAAGUCCUUCAAGUCAGAGACCGAACAUAACAUUAUAACCAAACCUUGGAAUAACCAAACAUUAGAUUCAUCACCGGCAAGUCAAGCGGAGGAUACUAGGACGUGUCGAGAGGGAAGCGAGGAGAUCCGCAAGGAGUCGGAUUGCAGCGGGAGGAGUCGAGAGGAAUCUGAGAGCAGCGAGAAGAGUCAAGCAAGGACACGGAACAGUGAGACUCCAGAGGAACCGAAAACAAGUGACUCAGAAACAUCAAAGAAUCAGAGCGUCCGAGCCUCUGAUCUCUCUGACAGUUCAGGGGAGCAGGAGAACAAGUCUACUGUAUGUCAAUCCAAACGCUGGCGAGGUGAACAGCCUACACUAAAGAGAGCUCGUAGUGUCACAAAAGAGUCUGUUGCCACUUUUAUCUUCCCUCACACACGCUCUCGGCCCCCUCUCACCCCUGCCAUGCCCACCCUGCCAGAGGAAGAGGAAGAUUCUCCAGAGGAGUUCGACAGUACAUCCAGCUCUCCCUCCACAUACACACCAGUUGAAAGCAAGAUGACGAAUGUAACCAUGAGUCCGCCGGCCAUCGUGCUUCCAAGACCAGCCAGCAAACCAGAGGCCGGUGCUCUGGAGAAAGCAAGACCACACAGCCCAAGACCUCGGCUGUCCCGAAACUCUGCCUCCUCCGGUCCCAUCACCACAAUGGAUGAUGAGGGACACGUGAUCGAUCUAGUGAAGGAUCAGCUGCCUGAGCUGCAGCUAUCUGAAGUGGACCGUCAGAAGAAUCUGGAGCUGCUUGAGGAGGCCAAAAAAGUCAGCGAUCGUUUCCUGCAGCGCAGGGGCCGACGUUCCACCUGUAGCCUCUCUGAGUCCCCCACAGCUCUCUCCCCGAACCCAACGCCCUCCUCGUCCCCCAGACCAUCGAGAAGCAGUUCCCUCUCUGCACCCGUGCAGCUAGGUGGUCCUGACGUCAGCACAACUCCUCCUGCGAGUCCUUCCUUUACUCCGCACCGGGAGGUGUCACCUUCUCAUGACCAUGGGGACACAAGUAAACCAGAGCAGGAGACCUUCACAAGGCUUGUCGAGUGGAAGCCCAUUGAAAAACGAAAAGUGUCCUCUGGUACGCUAAGUCCCCGAUACGCCACUGCCGUACCGGUCAGAGAGACUGCCGUGACUCAGGAGAACCUGGACCAACAUGGAUCAGUAGACAAGGCGAAGAACUCUGAACAAGCUGGGCAGAAAAACGACGAGACCGCUGGCCGUGGCGCCAAUCAACCUCUGGCUACAGGGGUAGCCAAACCCGUCCACCGGCCACCCACACAGCAGGCCCCGUGCACGGCCGAAAUCAAAACAAUAGGAGCCUUCCCACCUCUGAUGAGAGCCGUGUCCUGGGACACGGUGGGCUCCAUCAACAUGAGAAAUGCUGCUCCCAAAGGCGAGGAGAGUCUGCCCUUCUCUGACAGUUCACGAGAGUCGCUGUUUAUGUCCUCUGGGUACAAGGACUUCCCUGUGCCGCCCGGGAACGUUCAGAAACUGUCCAAAUUACGUGAGGAGCACAAACUGCAGCGUAACCAGAGUAUCUCCAGCUCAAAGCUCCCUGACCUGAAUGAAUCCACUGAGCAGGACAGAGGUCAACCCUCUCCUCUGCCCAGCUCUCCCAGUGAAGAUGACUCUAAAGAGAAAUCUGAUGCAAUGCCCAAUAUUUCAGACAUCAUGCUGCGCAAGCUCAAGCUGCACAGAGGUUUACCUGGCUGCGCACCCCCUCUCUCAGAGAAAGAAGUGGAGAAUGCCUUUGUGCAGCUAUCGUUGGCCUUCCGCAACGACAACUACACUCUGGAGUCUCGGCUCAAACAGUCGGAAAGGGAACGCAGCCUGACAGAGGAAAACACUGAGAAAGAACUGGAAGAGUUUAAAUCUGCCAUCAAGAACACCGUGUCCAUGUGGCAGAAUAUAGAGCAGAGAGAAUUAUACCAGCAGCUUAUAGAAACCAUCGCUGUACUUCAUCGACUAACUAACCGACUCUCAAGCAGGGCCGAGAUGGUCGGAGCCGUGCGGCAGGAGAAGAGAAUGAAUAAGGCCACUGAGGUGAUGAUGCAGUAUGUGGAGAACCUGAAGAGGACAUAUGAGAAGGACCACGCUGAACUGAUGGAGUUCAAGAAGCUGGCCAACCAAAACUCCAACCGGUGCUACGGGAGCUCAAUGGACACUGCAGAUGAUGGCGUUCAACGUACAUCGAGGUCCAUGUCACUGCAAAUGGGGAAGGCUUUGCCCAGACGAAGAGUUAGCGUGGCUGUAGUUCCUAAAUUUAAUCUACUGAACAUCCCGGGACAGACCCCGGCCACCACCGCUGCCCCCAGUGCACUUCCUGUGGUGUGUGAGGCGAACACUAAUAAAAACGGAAGUUCCUCGGAUCCCACGCAACAAGAUGUGCUCGAGAAGCCCAAUGGAAACCGUUUGACGGAACAGGAAAGUGAAACCAUGCCAAGAAAAGUUCUUUGCAAUCCAGAGAAGAUUAAUGAAGAGAUCCGAGCCAAGAUUGAAGAAGAGGCUUAUAACAAAGGGUACCAAGAAGGACUUAAGAGGAGUAAAGACCUCCAAGAACUUAAGGAGGAGGAGGAGAAAGCAGAGGAGAAGCUGAUGGAAUGUGAGGAGGACAUAAGAGGAGGUGCUGAUGAAAACAGAAAGCCCAACAGCAGGAUUGAGGAGGCACUGGAGAUCAUUGAUCGGAUAUUCCCAAAAGUCUUCAGGCGAAACCGUUUGCUUUGGAUUGUCCUCACUGUAUUCUUUGUUUUAUUCAUAUUUGUCAAUAUCAUGAACUUCUUCAGUAACCGCCAUAGUGAUAGUGGAGACACGUCUACGGAGAAGUCAGCCAUCCCGGGCAAAAAGAAGUUUUUUGGACUGAAUGUAGGGUCGAAGAGCCCUCCCCCAGAAUGAAAUGAUUCCCGGAGAGACCAGGGAACUGAACUGACUCAUCUGUGAGUCCUUCACGCUGCAAAGAGCAGAUUUCUAUAUUUUAUUUUAGGGACCAAGUGUGCUCAGAUAUUAAAUUUGCAUUGGAUUUACAUUGUGAACGAAAUGGAUAUUACUUGAGGAAAGUUAGGAUUUCUUGUUAUUGAGAAAAUGUUUUUUUAUACUUAUGUCACAUUUGAUAGAUAUAUGAUUAUACCACUCAAACCUUAUUGAAAAUUCUCAGGUUUUGUGAAAUAUAUAUUUGAAAUAUUAAGUACGAUAUUUAAAACUAUGUUUGGUACGGUGUGUGUUAAACGUCUUUGCAAUUGUUUGUUGUUUAUUUGAUUUGACAUUCCAAGGUAGAUCCUUAAGUGCAAUAUUUUGCAACUUAUAUAGUUGACUGUGUGUUGAGUUGCAUAUAUAGAGCACUGAUUUUAAUAAUACAGAGUUUUUUCACAGUUUUAGGGGCGAUUCACAUUUCACGUCUAAAACCGUGCGGAAAACGCAAGCCGCGCCGCUUUCUCAGUCUAGUCAAAUGACCCGGUAUGCGCGUGGCAUUCUGAAAAGUUGAACUAUGUCCAUCUCGAUGCAGCGUCGACGCGCCUAGAAAAAUGUGCCGCGUGUCUACAUUUACAAUAACGAACUUGCACGUAAAAAAAACGUGAAAUGUGAAUAGCCCCUUAAAGAGCACUUUUUACUAGCAUGAAAGAGUUUAUAUUUGCACAUGCGUGCUUGCGUUUACUGUUGUGCCACUUCACCUUGUAAUAAAGGUGUUUUACAAUCAAAUGUGUUUAUG